Messenger RNA from Scaptodrosophila lebanonensis, 996 nucleotides. It is a transcript of the gene GILT1, whose product is annotated as GILT-like protein 1. Gene Ontology annotation, molecular function: oxidoreductase activity, acting on a sulfur group of donors, disulfide as acceptor. The transcript is spliced from 4 exons. Bases 88 to 831 code for a protein of 247 amino acids. NCBI's taxonomy places the organism in Eukaryota, Metazoa, Arthropoda, Insecta, Diptera, Drosophilidae. The record is from RefSeq and is a predicted model, not a curated record.
UCUUCACACAACCACCACACGGGAAACGUUCGGAACUGUGGCCGCUGAAGAAAUACAAUAAAUUACAAGCAAAACUAUAUAUACACAAUGAGUCACAAAAUCGUCGGCGCUUUUCUGCUCUUCAUUGCGGCGUGCAGCGCGGCAAAGGUUCCCAUUGCGAUUUACUACGAGUCUUUGUGUCCGGACAGCGCCAAGUUCAUUACCGAACAAGUGUAUCCGGCAGUGAAGAGCGAGCUGCGUGAUUUCGUUGAAAUCACAUUCGUUCCAUUUGGCAAGUCUCAGUUCUUUACACAAGGCUCGGAAGUCACAUUCACCUGCCAUCACGGACCGAACGAGUGUUAUGGUAACAAAGUGCAUGCUUGCGCUAUUGAGCACAUUCAGGCCAAUUCGUACCAGACUGAGUUCACCCGCGAGUCCCUCACCCUGGACUUUAUCAAUUGUCUGAUGAAGGCAGGCAAGAAUUUCCCGGACAAUGUGUAUCCUGGACAGCGUUGCGCCUCUGAGAAUCACAUCAACAACUGGGAGAACAUAAAGACCUGCGCCAACACCACCGAGGGAAGCCAACUGCUCCGCAAGGCCGGUGAAACCACCCAGAAGCUUAAGGAGCCCCUGACCAGUGUUCCAACUGUUCUGUUCAACGAGCAAUUCGAUAAGACGGUGAAUGAACGUGCCCAGCUGAACUUUAUGGGUACUCUUUGCAAGUAUGUCUCGGCGCCACAGCCUCGCAUCUGUGCCCAACAUAACGCCGCUCCCCGUCUGGACAGUGUAAGCGCCACCUUGACCUCUGUGCUGGGUCUCUGGGUCUUUGCUUUACUUAAACGCCUUCUCUAAGCCGUUGCUGCUGUAACCCAACUUCAGCUUCCACUAAGCUUCAAAAACUUUUGAAUCUCUUAAUAUUUUAUUACAUAUUUUUUGUUUUUAGCUCGCUUAGAUGCAUUUAAAUGCCGUCCAUUUGUUCCAGAUGUUUAAACAGAAAUAAAAUUAGUGAACAUAAAA